CCCGAACACUUCAUCAUUGUUUACCAUUCCGGUUUUCUAUGAAGAAGAAGAAAAUGUACGAAAUAUAACCAUCAUUAUUUUCGUCUCUUCUCCCUCGGAGUUCGUCGUUAUCGCGUCCGUCUAUUUUUAGUGUUAAUUUAUUCAGCGUUUCUUUGUAAGUCAUGUCGAGCAUGGAAGUGGACGAAGAAAUGGUGGCAGAGCCCACCUCCUCCUCUGCUCAAUCUAGUGGAGUAAGCACUAGUGAAAGUGCCAGCAAGGCUACAAGUGCAUCAACAUCUGGGGCUGCUCCCACUUCCCCUGCACCUCCACCAGCUCAACCUCAGAUGUCUGCUAGUAGUGGACCUUCUGGCUUUGGUGACACUAGCACCGUGGAGUCAGUGAUGGCCUCUCCUGGAACAGUGGGUAGCGUAUCAGUUUCCCUUCACCCUCUUGUCAUACUCAACAUAUCCGAGCACUGGACACGUCAGAGAGCCAAAGAGGGAAAACCAUCACAAGUGCUUGGUGCUCUUAUUGGAAAGCAGACAGGGAGACACAUUGAGAUCAUGAAUUCCUUUGAGCUGAGCUACGAUGUGCUUGACGGCCAUAUAAUUAUUAAUCGGGAUUACUACACCUUGAAAGAAGAACAGUAUAAACAGGUAUUCAGUGACUUGGAUCUACUAGGAUGGUAUACCACUGGGGACACUCCUGGACCACCUGAUCUUCUGGUCCAUAAGCAAAUUUGCGAUCUUUUAGAUAGUCCAGUCUUCUUGAAGCUCAAUCCAAUGGCAAGAGAUACAGAUUUGCCUGUUAGUAUUUAUGAAAGCGUCCUCGACUUAGUGAAUGGAACAUCCACAAUGUUAUUGGUGGAAUUGCAGUACACACUAGCAACUGAGGAAGCUGAACGAAUAGGUGUAGAUCAUGUGGCAAGAAUGUCUUCACAUGACACUCAGGAAAGCUCUUUAGUUGCUGAAAAUCUUCAGGCUCAGUAUAGCGCCAUCAAGAUGCUAGCAAGCCGUGUUAGGUUGAUAUCCGAGUAUGUACGAGCCAGUCAACGUGGAGAAGUUGAAUUCAAUCAUGAGAUUCUUCGCCAGGUGAAUGCUCUGGCACAUCGGCUACCCGUUCUUAAUAGUGAUAAAUUCAGGGGCGAGUUUUAUAAUCAAUGCAACGAUGUGGCCCUCAUGUCUUACCUAGGAACCAUCACCAAAUGCUGCAACACAAUGAACAGGUUUAUAAAUCGAUUUAACCUUCUGCAUGAAAGGUUAGCCAUGGGCAGAAGAAUGCGUGGCUUGUUCUUCUGAAGUGUGUAACCUUUCACUGCAGCCUGAGAGAGAGACGUUAUGUUUCAUGAUUGUCACGUAGGUCAGGCUCCAGUACUUUUUGAGUAUGCAGGCAGUGCUGUUUAGCAAUAUGGAUACCAACUCAUGAGAUUGUGUUUUCACAAAUCAUCAGCAAGUGGUUUGCUUGUGAUAUGAUGAUUUGUUUCAUCAACCUUGUAUUAUUUUGAUUUUAAAACCUAAUUUCCCAGUGGUAUUGAAUGUUAAUAGACCUCUUGUUUUUGUUAGCUAUAAUAAGUUUUGCUUUAUUUUGAAA
Molecule: messenger RNA, 1569 nt
Organism: Macrobrachium nipponense
Lineage: Eukaryota; Metazoa; Arthropoda; Malacostraca; Decapoda; Palaemonidae
Gene: CSN6
Product: COP9 signalosome complex subunit 6-like
Exons: 8
Coding region: 162-1277 (371 amino acids)
Biological process (GO): protein deneddylation
Cellular component (GO): COP9 signalosome
Molecular function (GO): metallopeptidase activity; protein binding
Source: RefSeq, a predicted model, not a curated record